AUAAAAAACUUAUUUUCAAAGAGCACAUUGAGAGUAUACAAGCCAAGUGCAUCAAAUAUACGAGAUGUUUAUAUCCUCUCAUUAACAGGAAUUCUAAACUUUGUUUAAAGAACAAACUUUUGAUUUACAAACAAAUUUUUAGACCAGCAAUGCUUUAUGCUGUACCGAUCUGGUCAAGUUGCUGUUCAACAAGGAAGAAAACGCUCCAAAGGAUUCAGAAUAAAAUUCUGAAAAUGAUUUUGAAGCGUCCUCCUUGGUUUGGUACACUCGAAUUACAUAGACUUACUGGUGUUGAACCAUUAGAAGCUAUGUCAAAUAAAAUUAUUAACAAUUUUCGACAAAAAUCGUUGCAAUCCUCAAUUGCUACGAUAAGCUCUCUUUAUAGCCAAUAAGUUAGCAAUUAAGUUAGUUGUAAGUUUACUUCCCCUUUUCUGACAAGUAGGUUUAAAUCCCUACGAAUGAUAAGUCCUUAUUGCGAAAGCAAACAAAUCCUAACAAUUAAAAUUUCAAAUUUCUAACAGUGUUGAGAAGUCACCAUUUGUGAUUGGACACACAUACUCAUUAUUUACUAAUAUUUAUCAUAAAUACUUAAGCUACUAACAAAUCCCCCAUUAAAAAAAAAAAAAAAAAAGAGCAGGAACAUCGAGAUAAAUCUGUCAUACUCACGAAUGAUAUAUCACCACUGGAAUCAGUUCCAGCAGUACAUUCCCAAAGAGCUUCAACGGUUACCGAGAGCAGUGGGUUUGUUCAAUCGUUACGGGAUAUUGAUCGCCAGGCACUGAAUUUCCUGCUUGAUCUCCACAAACGGCGUAACAUAACACGAAAGGAUGUUCUUGAUGUUCAAUCUAGAGUUAGAGAUUUGAAUAGUCAUCUUGAAGGCCUCAUCCGUUCAGUAAUAUCGUUUCAAACUUUCGACCCGCAAACACGUUAUGUUACUGAUAUCUAUCUACAUAAAAUGUCUACCAUGUUUGAUUUCAUUGAUACAGAGCACAAAAUCUUCAAGUUUCUCACAGAAUCAGAUCUUUUUAAACAGCCAAGAGUUUUUAUCAUUAAGAACAAUAGCAUUAAUGAAGUAGACAGUGACAUUAAUAUCAAAUCUACACAUUUAGUCUUACUGGAUAUAGAGUUUCAAAUCAGAAAAUUUUUUGAAACCGAAAAUGUAUUAAUAGAUAUAAUCACCAACAUCAACAAACUAAUGCAAGUCAGAGAUAAAUAUGUAAAUUUCGUUAGUGGUAUUUUAUAUCAAAGCAAUGUUGAUAAACACCCAGGAAAACUAAUUAUUCCACUAUUUUUCUAUACCGAUGAAUUUGAGAUCAAUGAUCCAUUGAGCUCUCACAACAAAAGGCAUUCGAUUUCUGGUUUAUAUUAUUCAUUUCCAACACUGCCUGAGCACCAACUAAGUAAAUUAAGCAAUGUAUUUAUUGCCGGUGCAAUCAAGAAAGUUGAUAUUUCUGAACAUGGAAUAGAUACGUUUAUGAAGCAUGUAGUAGAUGUGUUCAAAAAAAUCGAAGAAAAUGGAAUUACUAUCCAUACCAGUAACCGAGAAUACAAAAUACACGUUUCGUUGAUGCUUGUUCAAGGAGAUAACCUAGGUAUUCACCAAACAUUACGGUUUGCUGGAUCAUUUUCGGCAAAGUUCUACUGUAGAUUCUGCCGAAGGCCGAGAGAAUUCUUGCAGUGUGAUACGAAAGAAUACGAAGAAUACUUACGAACGAUCGAAAACUAUGAAACAGACGUUACACUUAAACAGUCAGAGUCUGGUUUAACUGGCAGUUCCGCGUUCAAUGGAUUGACAUCUUUCCACGUAAUUAGAAAUUUUUAUGCGGACUCUAUGCAUGAUCUUUACAGUAUGGGAGUGUGUCAUUAUGGGUUUCUUGAAAUAAUUAACCAUUGUAUUUACACGAAACGUUAUUGUACUCUAGAUGAUAUUAAUAGGAAACGAAAAAUGUUAAACAAUUAUCGGUUUGAGCAAGCCCUGUCUCGCAUGCCAGACUUAGAAGAACAAUUUGUAAAGAAAAGGAAAAUGUGUCAGCCUUAGAAUGACGGCUAAUGAAAUGGCUGUAUUUAGUCACAAUUUCACCUUCAUUCUCGGUUCUUUCUUUCCACCAGACGAUGCUGUAUGGAAUUAUGCCACCGUACUAAUAGAAUUAAUCGAUACCAUUGACUUACCCGCUUUCACAAAGGAAAAUUUAGAACGAUUGAACAAUCUUGUUAGUGAGCAUCAUAAACAGUAUAUUACACUAUUUAAUCAACAUCUGAAGCCUAAGCAAAAUUUUUUGACGCGCUAUCCAAGAAUAAUAAGAAAUAGCGCCCCAUAAGGAAAAUGUCAUGUUUCCGCCAAGAAGUUCGUCACAGAGAUUUCAAGCAAUACUUUGAUGUCAACUCGUCAAGAAAAAAUGUUUGUUUAACUAUGUGCAUUAAAGCUAGUUUAUAUUUUACUCACGAUGUAGUAAACUCGUCUUUUUCCAAAAGUGUGAUAGACUGUAUUUACGAUGAAUCACUUUGGGGCCAAAAACCGUAUGUAGAUAGUGUUUGUAAUUUUAGCAUUGAUAGGCGUGAAAUUGUUAAAACCGCUCAGUCCAUAACACACAAAAACACAAAGUAUUGCUCGGGAAACUUCGUAGCAGUAAGUCAAGAAUCUAUAGUAGAAUUGUAUCAAAUACUAGAAUUUCUCAAAUACGAUAAUGAAGACUACGCAAUUGCGUCAAGAUGGAAAGUUCACUGUUUCAACAAACAUUAUCAGGCGUUUGAAAUCGGAGAAAAGCUAAAUGAAAUUUAUGUCAUGGUUAUGAAUAUUUUAGAUGGACCACCUUUUACUAUAGAGCAAAUUGAUAAAAAAGUUAUG
Molecule: messenger RNA, 2845 nt
Organism: Wyeomyia smithii (pitcher-plant mosquito)
Lineage: Eukaryota; Metazoa; Arthropoda; Insecta; Diptera; Culicidae
Exons: 2
Coding region: 956-2038 (360 amino acids)
Source: RefSeq, a predicted model, not a curated record